Molecule: messenger RNA, 927 nt
Organism: Olea europaea var. sylvestris
Lineage: Eukaryota; Viridiplantae; Streptophyta; Magnoliopsida; Lamiales; Oleaceae
Product: eukaryotic translation initiation factor 5A-2
Exons: 5
Coding region: 112-591 (159 amino acids)
Biological process (GO): positive regulation of translational termination; positive regulation of translational elongation
Molecular function (GO): ribosome binding; RNA binding; translation elongation factor activity
Source: RefSeq, a predicted model, not a curated record
UAUACGUUCAGAAUCUCUAUAUCUAGUAUCUACAACCGUCGAAUUCCGACUCCUCAGCCCUGCUCCUCCUCUUAUCGCCGCCACUUUUUCUCUCUCUAGAUUUUUCUCACCAUGUCGGACGAGGAGCAUCACUUCGAGUCGAAGGCCGAUGCCGGCGCCUCCAAAACUUACCCUCAGCAGGCUGGUACCAUCCGUAAGAAUGGUUAUAUUGUUAUCAAAGGCCGUCCUUGUAAGGUUGUGGAAGUUUCAACUUCCAAGACCGGAAAGCACGGUCAUGCUAAAUGUCACUUUGUUGGAAUUGACAUCUUCACUGCAAAGAAGCUCGAAGAUAUUGUCCCCUCUUCCCACAACUGUGAUGUACCUCAUGUUAAUCGCACUGACUACCAGCUUAUCGACAUCUCUGAGGAUGGAUUUGUGAGCUUGCUGACUGAGAAUGGCAACACGAAGGAUGACUUGAAGCUUCCAACUGAUGAAAAUCUUCUCUCCCAGAUCAAGGCUGGAUUUGAAGAGGGGAAGGACCUUGUUGUGAGUGUUAUGUCUGCCAUGGGGGAGGAGCAGAUCUGUGCUCUCAAGGAUAUUGGUCCCAAAUAACUCUAUAUCACAUGGAUUGCCCGAUGGUUUGAAAUUCCAGAUGCAAUAAACUUCAAAUUAUUAGAUUAGUAAAGGGUGGGAAUACUAUGGGGCCAUCUUAUUCAGGAUCAUCCAUGUUCUUGACCAUAUUGAGAUAAUAUUUUCUCAUUGUCAAGAUCAUUUUAGUUAGAAUCAUGUCUUCCUUUUUUUUUUUUUUGAGGAAACAGGAUUGAAUCUUGUUUUGUUUAUUGUGGUGUGGUUAAGUUUGGAAUUGCCAGCAUUUGUAUAAAAUUGUUGUAUAAUUUAACAUCAUGCUGUUUGGUCUAUUUAAGUAGUCUGGAAUUGGCAGCAAAUUUA